Gastrolobium bilobum is the source of this 1256-nucleotide messenger RNA. Its product is annotated as alternative oxidase 3, mitochondrial. Gene Ontology annotation, molecular function: alternative oxidase activity. The record is from RefSeq and is a predicted model, not a curated record. The coding region runs from base 150 to 1142 and encodes 330 amino acids. Gene Ontology annotation, biological process: alternative respiration. Gene Ontology annotation, cellular component: mitochondrion. NCBI's taxonomy places the organism in Eukaryota, Viridiplantae, Streptophyta, Magnoliopsida, Fabales, Fabaceae. The transcript has 4 exons.
UCCCUGUGACCUUCCCUUCUCUUUCUUUUUCUUCUCCCUUCACUUCAUCAUGUUCCAAAUUCAAAAUUGAAUACGAAAGUAAAAUACACACUUUAUAUUUAAAUAUUCAAUUGUGAAUUACUUUCUUCACCCAUAGAUCAAGAUUCAGCAUGAAGCAUACUCUAGUAAGGUCAGCAGCACGAGCUCUGCUUGGCGGUGGCCGGAACUACCACCGCCACUUCUCAACGGCGGCGAUCGUAGAGCCGAGACACCAGCAUGGUGGCGGCGCGUUUGGAAGCUUCUACUGGAGGAGGAUGUCGACCCUGCCAGAGAUAAAGGAUCAGCAGUCAGAGGAGGAGGAGAAAAAGAACAAGGUCAACGACAACAGCAGCAACAGCAACGCUGUCGUUUCGAGUUACUGGGGGAUCUCGAGGUCCAAGGUUCAGAGGGAGGAUGGUACUGCGUGGCCAUGGAACUGUUUCAUGCCAUGGGACAGUUAUCGUGCAGAUAUGUCAAUAGACGUGACCAAGCAUCACGCACCAAAGUCGUUUACGGACAAGGUUGCUUUCAGGGCUGUUAAGUUUCUUAGGGUUCUCUCAGAUUUGUACUUCCAGGAGCGGUAUGGGUGCCAUGCGAUAAUGCUGGAAACGAUUGCAGGUGUUCCUGGAAUGGUGGGAGGGAUGCUGCUGCACUUAAAGUCUCUAAGAAAGUUUCAGCAUAGUGGGGGGUGGGUCAAAGCAUUGCUUGAGGAAGCAGAGAAUGAGAGGAUGCACCUGAUGACCUUUGCGGAGCUUGUGAAACCAAGCUGGCAUGAGAGGUUGUUGGUUGUUGCUGCACAGGGAGUUUUCUUCAAUGCUUUCUUUGUGUUUUAUCUCAUCUCUCCAAAAGCGGCACAUCGGUUUGUUGGGUAUUUGGAGGAAGAGGCUGUGAUUUCAUAUACACAUCAUUUGAAUGCAAUUGAGAGUGGUAAAGUAGAAAAUGUCCCUGCUCCUGCCAUUGCAAUUGAUUACUGGAGGCUUCCCAAGGAUGCAACUCUCAAGGAUGUUAUCACUGUGAUUCGCGCUGAUGAGGCUCACCAUAGGGAUGUUAACCACUUUGCUUCUGAUAUUCACCAUCAAGGAAAGGAAUUAAAAGAGGCUCCAGCUCCUAUUGGUUAUCAUUGAGUCAUUGUUAUUGUUUUUAAACAAAAAAAAAAAAAAAAAGUUCUAGCUAUUGUUGUCUAAACUUUUAAAUUGUGCCUGAAGGUUGAAUAAAAUGUGUUUUCAGUGUGCAUUUUA